This is a messenger RNA of Echinostoma caproni, 636 nucleotides long. The record is from the annotation of a GenBank genome assembly. NCBI's taxonomy places the organism in Eukaryota, Metazoa, Platyhelminthes, Trematoda, Plagiorchiida, Echinostomatidae.
AUGAAAGUUCAAGAACCGUUUGUGAAAUUGGCGUUCUCGGCAUUUUUGGCGGCUCGUGGAUUUGCCUAUAUCACAUUUCACGUGGGUGCCGAAUGGAUCAACAAAACUGUCAACUGUGACGCAGACAAACCAGUGAAUGACAGUGAUAUCUCUGCCAAAUUCAUGGAGAAAAUUGAAUGGGACCUGGAAACCUCAGAGAUCAAUGACGUGCUUUGGUUAUACGCAAGCAAACUAGACUAUGACAGCAGGAAAUAUUCGUUUUAUUCUACAAUGAAAUUUCGUCUGCACAUGAACCCACUGAUCACACCCGAUGGACUGCACACUUUAUCCCAAACGCAUUAUUCACCCGCUUUUCCCGAUCGCUUCACACAAUUGAACAAUCAAGAAAUUCGCGUCGGUGUUCUAUUAGAUAAUUUAUUCAUCAAAAACUACGGUGAGCGCAUUGGAAACGAGUUGUUCGAUGCCUCGGGUAUGGCGGUCGACAUACUGGAGGGGAUGAGUAAACACUUUAAUUUCACGGCCCGCAUGCAUCGACUGAUUAAUUUAGUGCCGCAAGCUCAAACUUGCUUGCCCAAACGACCACAAUACAUAUCGAUGCACACACUGAGUGCCGUAAAUUUGAAAGAUAUGUUAUAG